GAUUAAUAUUGCGAAAUUAUGAAAAUAUUUAUUGUUCUCUUCGCCACGCGAACGAAUACAUUCUUUCUUGAAACAUUUAAAAGCGUUUGAAUUGGAAGUCUUAAGCGCCGAAACUCAAGCACAUAACUCGCGCGCAUGCGUAGCGGUUUGUGUAUUUCUAACAGUUUGACAACGGAAAUACGAACGUUCUCGACAAACAGCGAAAGAAGUUCUAAAAUGUCGAUUAUCCCUUUGUGGCCAAAUUUACAACCAAGAGCAACAGAUCCUCUAUGGUUCAAUGCCGAUAGACCCUGCGACGAUGAGAGCGAAGUAGCUGCGCUCGAAGCGGAACAUCAAGCGUGGAGGGAACAUGUCCGAGUUCAACGUUAUGACCAUAUCCCUAUCGGAAAAACAGUCAGCGACUUCAGAGGAUCGGAAGAAGAGGAGGAGGAAGAAGAAGAAGAAGAGGGAGAAGGAGAAGAAGAAGAAGAGUCAGAUACCCAUGAAGAAGAGGAAGAAGAAUUAGACGAAAUUGAUAUGGAAGUAAGCUAUUCGCAUCAACAACAGACAUCCAGUCCAACAGAUACAGUGACAGAUCCAGUAUCCAUCAGAAUGGUCAGCACACAUACUGGUCGUUAUUCUUAAUUAAAAUAUCGUAGUUCUCGUUUAACUUUAACCUUUAUCUAGCUUCCCCGGCAAAGAAAUAUUACGCAAUCUAUUUAUUUCUUAAGAAUUAACAAUGAUAUGUAGGUAUAUGUAUUUAUUUAUCAAUAGAAAAUUAAGAUCUUGCAAAUAUAAAUAAAGAAUCGUAAAAUUUUUUUUACGUGCGAAA
Bombus huntii is the source of this 811-nucleotide messenger RNA. Its product is annotated as anaphase-promoting complex subunit 15-like. Gene Ontology annotation, cellular component: anaphase-promoting complex. Lineage: Eukaryota; Metazoa; Arthropoda; Insecta; Hymenoptera; Apidae. The record is from RefSeq and is a predicted model, not a curated record. The transcript has 3 exons. Gene Ontology annotation, biological process: regulation of mitotic cell cycle spindle assembly checkpoint. The coding region runs from base 136 to 624 and encodes 162 amino acids.